Messenger RNA from Syngnathoides biaculeatus (alligator pipefish), 2891 nucleotides. RefSeq names its product plakophilin-1-like. The transcript is spliced from 13 exons. The record is from RefSeq and is a predicted model, not a curated record. Lineage: Eukaryota; Metazoa; Chordata; Actinopteri; Syngnathiformes; Syngnathidae. Gene Ontology annotation, biological process: cell-cell junction assembly; cell-cell adhesion; intermediate filament bundle assembly. Bases 318 to 2420 code for a protein of 700 amino acids. Gene Ontology annotation, cellular component: cytoplasm; nucleus; adherens junction. Gene Ontology annotation, molecular function: cadherin binding.
UCCUAUUUCAAAAAGGCUUAUUUUAUAUAUUUUACUAUUUUUGAUGUAAUAAUUUCAGAGUACCUUGACUGCAACAGAACGGAACCACGUACUGAUCGUUGUACUCUUUUAUUCCAGCAGGUGAUACGGGUAAACCAGGUGUGCCAUUCAGUUCUGUCAACACACCCAAACCGGAAAAAAAAAGCAACUCCAAUGCGCUACCCUCAGGGCGCAGUCGGGCCAAGGUGCGCCGUCCCACCUCCUUCCCAUCUGUCCCUCCCCCUCGGCUGCCUACAAGCUUGUGCCUGACGCGACUGCCUUCGUCCCCCUUCGUCGCGAUGGCUGGCCCCCAGCCGUUCAAAUCGGCCCUGUCCAUCGCCGCCGAGGACGACACCUCUCUGGCCCUGCCCUCGGCCCAUCAGCGGCACCGCUCCGGAGAGCAGCGCGUCCUGGAGCAGGUGCAGAGCCUCCAGAGGACCAGGUCCAGGCACUCCAGCAGCACCAGGACCGGCUCGACGUCUUUGUCUCCCACCAGCCCUUUGAAUGACGUAGUUUACGAGUCUGGCGUCUCUGAUGGAAGCGUCUUCUUUGGAAAUGGUUACGCAAAAACUCUCCCUCUCCAGAAAAGCAUCACCAAUAAGUCCUUCACCAGCACGGCCAGCGCCACGGCCAAGACCACCACUACCGCCGCCGCCGCCGGCCGUCGCUACGAGUUCGGCUACGUCCCCGUCGGCUGGGCGGCCCCCAGCCACUCCCUGACCGCGCGCCGCGAGCCUCCGCAGAGGCUCCUCUCCAACCGCAGCACCCACAGGACUGCGAUGCUCAGCAGCAGCAGCACCAGCAAUCACUUCACUGGCAAUACUCAAAACUUUGACAUCAGUAAAACGCAGUCCAAGACUUUGGCUGUGGACAGUAAUACCAAGCAAAGCAAGCUGCCCGGCAAAGGGGAUUCUGGGUCAAGCGGGAAUAGCGCAUUGGGUGACAUCACGAUGAAGGAGGCUGUGGAGUUCCUGUCCAGCGAGGAUGUCAAAUUUCAACACUGCGGAGCCUCCUACAUCCAGCACAGGACCUUCAGUGACGACAAGGCCAAGGAAGAGGUGCUGAAGUGCAACGGGAUCGCCCCGCUGGUGGCGCUGCUGCAGAGCCCCAACGCCGCCCUCAGCCAGACGGCCUCGGCCGCCCUACGCAACCUCUCCUACAAGAACAACGCCAACAAGGAGGAGAUCCAGCGCUGCGGCGGCAUCGCGUCUACCGUGGCGCUGCUCCGAGAAACCGACUCCGCCGAGAUCCAGAAGCAGCUCACAGGUCUUCUGUGGAACUUGUCGUCCGACAACAGCCUGAAGACGGACCUGCUGAAGAGCUCGCUGGCCGUCCUGAUGGAACACGUCGUCCUGCCCUACACCACCAGCCCGGACCGGGGCGCGGCCAGCGGGCCGGAUCACGAGUCCUUCUUUCACGCCACCGGCUGUCUGCGAAACCUCAGCAGCGCAAAGCACAACAACCGGCAGACCAUGAGGAAAUGUCGAGGUUUGGUGGACUCUUUGGUCGCGUACCUUCAAGACUGCGUGGAUGGUGGAAGGACUGAUGAUAAGUGUGCGGAGAACUGUGUGUGCAUCCUGCACAACCUCACCUUUGAGCUGGAGGCCGAGGCCCCGGCGUUGUUCAACCGCAUCACGGCACUGGCCAAGCCCGUCAGCCCAGCGGACAGCCAGGACGAUGCCCGGCCCAUCGGAUGCUUCAGCCCGCCCAGCAAAGGCUCCGACAGCAAGCACUCCUUCGACUUCCCGGUGGCGGAGGACCCCAACCCCACUGGGGCUGGCUGGCUGAUCCACUCCAAAACCCUUCAGAACUAUUUGUCCUUACUGGACUCUAGUCAUCGGGAGGAAACCCAGGAGGCCUGCUGCGGAGCUCUGCAGAACCUCACCGCACAGGAUGGCAUCGUGUCCAACGUCAUGAGCCAGACGGUGGUCCAGAAGCUCGACGGCCUGCAGGUCAUCGCUCCGCUUUUGAAGUCAAACAAAGUCACCCUGCAGAGGAACGCGAUGGCCUUGCUACGGAACUUCAGCAAGAACCCCAACCUGCAGGGCAUCUUGGCUCGCAAGGUGUUGCCCGAGCUGCUGGGCAUCCUGGGCGCCGGCACCAAGGAGGGCAACGAGUCGGACGACACGCUGGCCAUGGCGUGCCAGACGGCCAACUUCCUGGUAGCCAAGCAGCCCGAGAGCGGAAAGCGUCUGCUCAACGGCGGAUUGAUCAACUCGCUCACCGAGCUCAGCCAAAACAAAUAUUUCCCCAAAUCCAGCAAGGCGGCCUCUGUGUUCCUAUACCACUUGUGGUCCGACAAGGAGAUCCAAAGCCUCCUGAAGAAGCAAGGGUUGAACAAGUCGUCGUUUAUCAACGACGUCACCGCGGCGGCCCACAAGUCGCUUCAAGUGAUCGAAUAGGACGCGGGGGCCCCACCCACAUCACGUGCGUUGACAAGCUUUUAUCAUUGUGUGUUUUUUAAACCCCUUUUGAAAUUGCAUUAAUUUGUGAGCCAUUUUUUUGAAAGCGAGUGUCAAUAAAGUUUUCGGGGUCAGGGGGUCAAACGCCAUUUAUUGAGUGUAAUUCGUCGUGACUCCCAAAAGCAAAGAAAAACACUUGUUUAAGCUCCACCAUCUUUGUUGAGUGGUUGUGACCUUAGCUUACUAUUUUGUCAUUUAAUUAGGUACAAAAUGCAAUAAACCAGUCAUUUUCACAAAAUGGAGCAAAUUAUCUUAUUUUACCAUAAUUUCUCAAGUACAGUAAUUUCCGGCCUACAGAGCGCACCUGGUUAUAAGCCUCACCCAGUACACUUGUAAAGGAAUUACCAUUUGGUACAUACAUAAGCCGCACCUGUCUAUAAGCUGCAUGUGCCCACACUGAAACACAAGAUA